Molecule: messenger RNA, 1292 nt
Organism: Scaptodrosophila lebanonensis
Lineage: Eukaryota; Metazoa; Arthropoda; Insecta; Diptera; Drosophilidae
Product: nucleosome assembly protein 1-like 4
Exons: 1
Coding region: 1-1170 (389 amino acids)
Biological process (GO): nucleosome assembly
Cellular component (GO): chromatin; nucleus
Molecular function (GO): chromatin binding; histone binding
Source: RefSeq, a predicted model, not a curated record
AUGUACGCCGUCGGGUCCAACAGCAAUAUGACGAACGCUGCCUUCAACAGCAGCGCUGCCGACGCAGAUGCCGUUGUGCACGCCAACAAGAAGGGCAAUGGGGAACAGAAUGACGAGAGCAAUGACAACAUCAACGGCGUUGACAACGAAUCGAUGUGCAACGAAUUGGGCGAUCUAAUCAUGUGUCCAGCGGACAUGCCGGCAAACAGUCGUAAGGCGUUUCUUCAGCACAUGGUCGAGAAUUUGCCGCCGACGGUGCAGAAUCGUGUGCUCGCCUUGAAGCACAAUCAAAUGCAACAGAUAAAAAUAUCAGAGGAGUUCUUUCGAGAGGUCUACGCGCUGGAACAGCGUUUCUACCAUAAGAGCUGCGAACUGUUCGACGAGCGUCGCGAUAUAAUCGGUGGUGUUGCAGAGCCGCAGCCUCAGGAACGCUACUGGAACGAGGAGCACGACCCGAUGCUAGAGGAGAUUAGAAGUUCAGAGGAGUUCAAGCAACUGACCUCUCAACUGCAACGCAUGCCCGAUACAGUGCAGGGUGUGCCCAAAUUCUGGCUAACUGUCUUCCGAAAUGUGGCGCUGAUUUCAGAUAUGGUCCAGGAGCACGAUGAGCCAUUGCUCGAGUAUCUUCAGGACAUACGCAUUAGCUACGAACCGGAUUCCUACACUAUCGAGUUUCACUUCGAACCCAACGAUUACCUGCACACAUCAUCUCUGGUGCUGACCAAACGCUACAUUUUGCGCCACGAAGCCGACAAGAUGUAUCCAUUCAUGUUCGAGGGUCCCGAAAUUGUCAGCUGCGAAGGAUGUAAAAUACACUGGCGUGAUGGUGCCAAUCUAACACUGCAGACUGUUGAAUGUAGACGUCUCCGCAAAGGCGGCCGCUGCAUACCGAAAGUAAUGCCGCGCGACUCCUUCUUCCGCUUCUUCUCGCCGCCACCGUCCGUUGAUCUGUCGAUGGCCGAUGAAAAGACCAAAAUGGUGCUGGGCACAGACUUUGAGGUUGGCUACUUACUGCGUACGCAAAUCGUGCCAAAAGCAAUACUCUUCUACACCGGCGACAUUGUGGACAGUAUCAAUGACGAUUUGGGCGUUGAUGUCACAUCCGUGUCGUCGGACUCGCAGGAUUUGGUGGCGGAUCGGCCUAGCACAAGCAGCUCUAUACGGAAGUAGAGUCGCAAGGGAGUCAGUCAUAUAUAGUAUCCAUCAAUUGCAGUUCAUAAUAUUUGCGCGCUUUAUAAAUUAAAUAUGUUCUAAAAUUAAGCUACAUAAAUUAGCACGUACUACUAUUUAAA